This is a messenger RNA of Cariama cristata (Red-legged seriema), 2528 nucleotides long. RefSeq names its product retinoblastoma 1 (gene RB1). The transcript is spliced from 21 exons. Bases 8 to 2212 code for a protein of 734 amino acids. Gene Ontology annotation, molecular function: RNA polymerase II transcription regulatory region sequence-specific DNA binding. Gene Ontology annotation, cellular component: nucleus; chromatin; Rb-E2F complex. Lineage: Eukaryota; Metazoa; Chordata; Aves; Cariamiformes; Cariamidae. Gene Ontology annotation, biological process: negative regulation of G1/S transition of mitotic cell cycle; regulation of transcription by RNA polymerase II; neuron projection development. The record is from RefSeq and is a predicted model, not a curated record.
UUUUUAAAUGUUUGCAGGUAAAGUGCUGCAAGUGGAAGAUGACCUGGUGAUUUCUUUCCAGUUGUUGCUGUGUGUCUUAGAUUAUUUUAUCAAACUGUCACCUCCUGCUAUGCUCAAGGAACCAUACAAGUCUGCUGUGACUGCAGUGACUGUUAAUGGUUCAGCUCGAACCCCAAGAAGAGGUCAGAACAGGAGUACACGUACUUCAAAGCAAAUUGAUACUGACACAAAAGUUAUUGAAGUCCUUUGUAAAGAGCAUGAUUGUAAUUUAGAUGAGGUCAAAAAUGUGUAUUUCACAAGCUUUAUUCCUUUCUUGAAUUCUAUUGGUAUUGUAGCUUCAAGUGGACUACCAGAGGUUGAGGUUAUCUUGAAACAGUACGACGAGCUGUAUCUCAAAAACAAAGAUAUAGAUGCCAGAUUAUUUCUGGAUCAUGAUGAAACUCUACAGCCUGAUGUCAUAGCAUGCUCGCAGUUGGAAAGAACACCACUAAAAAACAAUCCAGAUGAAGAAAUUAAUGUUAUACUUCCACAGACUCCUGUUCGAGCUGCAAUGAAUAACAUUCAGCAAUUGAUUAUGAUUUUGAACUCAGCAACUGAUAAACUAUCAGAUACUCUCAUGAUCUAUUUCAAUAAUUGCACAGUGAACCCUAAGGAUAGUAUCCUGAAAAGAGUGGAAAGUCUUGACCACAUCUUCAAAAAGAAAUUUGCUGAAGCAGUUGGGCAGGGAUGUGCUGAAAUUGGCUCACAGAGAUACAAGCUUGGAGUACGUCUGUAUUACAGAGUAAUGGAGUCUAUGCUAAAGUCGGAGGAAGAGCGCCUCUCUGUGCAGAAUUUCAGCAAACUUCUGAAUGAUAACGUGUUCCACACGUCUCUUCUGGCAUGUGCUGUUGAAGUUGUCAUGGCUACAUAUGGCAGAAAUGCUUCACAAAGUGAUGGUACCAGUGCUGAAACAGACUUGUCUUUCCCAUGGAUUCUCAAUGUAUUUGAUUUAAAAGCCUUUGACUUCUACAAGGUGAUUGAAAGUUUUAUUAAAGCGGAGCCAAGCCUAACAAGGGAAAUGAUAAAGCACCUAGAACGCUGUGAACAUCGAAUUAUGGAGUCUCUUGCUUGGCAAUCUGGGUCACCUCUGUUCGAUCUUAUCAAGCAGUCAAAAGAACGAGAAGGCCAAACUGAUCAGCCUGAGCCCCCUUCCAAUCUCAAUGUGCCUUUCCAACAUAACCACACUGCAGCAGACCUCUAUCUUUCUCCUGUGAGAUCUCCUAAGAAGAAAGCAUCUGGACCACCUCCGAGUGCCACUUCCACUCCAGAUGCUCAGCCAGCUGUGACCCCCCAAACACAGAAACCACAAAAAUCUACCUCCCUCUCUCUGUUCUAUAAAAAAGUGUAUCUUCUGGCCUAUCUUCGACUACAUACCCUGUUCUUUCGGCUUCUCUCUGAACACCCUGACCUGGAACCCUUGAUCUGGACCCUCUUCCAGCACACACUGCAAAACGAGUAUGAACUUAUGAGAGACAGGCACUUGGACCAGAUCAUGAUGUGUUCCAUGUAUGGCAUAUGCAAAGUAAAGAAUGUAGAUCUGAGAUUUAAAAUAAUCGUUUCGGCAUACAAGGAGCUUCCCAACACAAAUCAAGAGACUUUCAAACGUGUUCUUAUCAGGGAAGAAAAGUAUGACUCCAUUAUAGUCUUCUACAACUUAGUGUUUAUGCAGAAGCUGAAAACAAACAUUUUGCAGUAUGCCUCCAACAGGCCUCCCACUCUGUCACCUAUCCCACACAUUCCUCGCAGCCCUUACCAGUUUUCCAACUCUCCUCGGCGUGUCCCUGCUGGCAAUAACAUCUACAUCUCACCCUUGAAGAGCCCAUACAAAUUCUCCGAUGGGUUUCAGUCGCCCACAAAGAUGACUCCAAGGUCUAGGAUUUUGGUGUCAAUUGGUGAAUCAUUUGGGACUUCUGAAAAGUUUCAAAAAAUAAACCAGAUGGUUUGCAACAGUGACUGCCAGCUAAAACGCAGCGCAGAAGUAAGCGCUGCUCCUAAGCCACUGAAGAGGCUGCGCUUCGAUAUAGAAGGGCAAGACGAAGCAGAUGGAAGCAAACACCUACCCCAGGAGUCCAAGUUCCAACAAAAGCUUGCAGAAAUGACAUCUACUCGAACAAGAAUGCAAAAGCAGAAACUGAAUGAUGGAAAUGAUACCUCAGCCACUGAAGAAAAGUGAGAUUCUUCUCAGGACCAGGGGCUGCACUGCAGGCCCUCUUAGAUUGUUUUUGUUUUAUGGGCUUCAUUAACUGAGUUGCUUUUUUAGUUACUUUUUAUUCCAAACUGCUAGUUGAAAGCAUUUGGACCUUUUAAAUUUUUAAAUGUUUUUGAUGAUACUUUGCCUUAUGAUGUAGCAUAUAUACAAUGUAAGCCACUGAAUUUAAUUUAUAUAUUUUUUUGAGGAUUUUAAAAACAUAUUUGGAAAGUGUCUUAGUUUCCUAUGGCAACAUUACUGAUUUAAGCCAAUUCAGUCUACUUGGAUUGAAUUUAUCUGU